CUGGGAAAAACUUGACUUAUCUACAUUCUAGAAUAGAGCCUAUCUUAUACUUAUAGAAUCUAGAUCUUAUAGAUCUAUCUAUAGAUCUAGUUGUAUAUAGUUAUUAGAUCUAGAUCUAUACACAAGAUUGUUUAUCCUGCACUACUAAGCGACACGUUAUUUAGAUCCAGAUCUACUACAGUACUCAGCACAUACUCCUAAGUUAGGAAAUGUGAGUUGAGUGAGAAAUGUGCAACAACAAUGAGAGGUUGUAACAACUAAAAGUAAAAAAGAAACAGUAAAGACAUUGACUUUGAAAAAUGGCUGAUUCUCCAGACUGGAGAGAAUUUCUUGAUCCUUCUCAUUAUGAUGUACCCUUACAUGCCUUGAAAUAUACAGCCUGUCGAAAGCUGGCAAAUUAUUUGGAUGCUGAUGCGAUGGUGCGCGAUGAUUUUGUUCCUAAUUUUGGAGGUCUUGCUGAACUGAUAUCAUUCGAUGGAUUAGAGAUAAUGGCUUUCGAAAGAGCAGACAGCCCUACACUGAAGUUGAUUGAAGACUGGAGAAACCGUCCUGAUUUAAAACCAACAGUUGGAAGACUUGUUGAGUUUCUUGUAAGAUUGGGCAGAGAGGAUGUCCUCACGGAUUUAAGAAAUUUGAUUGAUCGAGAUGUUUUAGAUUUUCUUAAUAGACCUGAUAGGUUCAACAGAAUUGGACCAAUACAAGAUGAAACUGUUACGCCUGGCCCUGGUAUUGAACAGACCCCUGUUUUUAUAACUAGGCAGGAUGUGAUAGAGGGUAGACAGACUAUCUACGAUGCAUUUGUUUGUUACAAUCCAUUUGGAGACUCAAGCAAGGAUUUGGAGUUUGUUCAAAAGAUGAUCGCAAGACUUGAGGGCCCAGAUUAUAAAUUUAAACUGUUUGUACCCCACAGAGAUGAUUUAGUGGGAUUAAACGAGCACAACAUCAAUGCCACCAUUAUAUCUGAGCGAUGUCGGCACAUGAUUGUGGUUUUAAGCCCCAACUUCCUGAAGAGUGAGGCGUGUGAGUUCCAAAGUACUUUUGCACAUGCUCUGUCACCAGGUGCCAGAAACAAGCGAAUUGUUCCCAUCAAGAUUGAGGAGUGUGAAAUGCCGAACAUUCUGAGAAUUAUGGCUUGCUGUGACUUCACUAAAAAAGAUUUGUGGGUCUGGUCCUGGGACAGGCUAGCAAGAUCAAUCAGCAUUCAGCUCAGCUCAGAUGACUUUCAGCUGACAAGCUCCCCAAGUCUUGAUGGGCUUUUGAGGCCCAACAGCUUUCACUUGCCUGGAGCAACACCAUCCCCAUCACCAUCUCAAGACUCAGGGUUUUCUAGUCUGCCAAUUUUCCCAUCCAACAGUAGAUCAGACUCUCCAGUGACAGCAAGGGCAGAAUUAUCAGAAUCUUCCUCUUCCAGCUCUCUGACCAUGGAGGUUGAGUCACAACCCAAGACUUCAAGUGAAAGCAGGAUCAAAAAGUUUUUUAACGUUAGAAAGCGCAAGAAGAAGGAACCUAGCUAAUUAUUUUGUUGAAUUUGCUUGUAAUUUAAAAUGUUUUUUACUGCUGGAAAGUGCAGGAAGAAAGAACCUCGCUAACUUUUUUUAAAUGCUUGUAAUUUAUUAGAAGUGUUUUUUCUUCUGGAAAAUGCAGGAAGAAAGAAACUAGCUUUUCCUUUUUAUGCCCAAAACACAUUAGGCCGCCACAGAAAGCUCCCUCCUCUUUUGUCUGCCUCUAGCAAUUUUCCAGGCAGUACUCCAAGACAGUCCUGCCUGUUUCCCCACCAUGCACCUCCACAUCUCCCUUGGCCUUCCAUUUUUUUUUCUAUGAGGGGUCCAGUUUAGCAUCAUAUAUGCGAUAUCAUUUAGAUUCAUUCUUAACGUGCUAUUUUGUUGAAUGCUUGUAAUUUUUAAAAAAAAAAUUUUUGUAAUUAAAAAGUUGCAUCAAUUUCUAAAAUAGAUACCUUUUGUGCUGUGAUAAAAGAAUUCUGUGCUGUUUGUUUUCUUUUGUUGACAUAUUUUAUUUUGUCAACAAUUGGUUAACAGAACAGAAAAAAAUAUACAUCUAUUUUGAUUGACUGUGUAACCGUAAUUGUGACGUUUUGUGAUACUUUUUUCUUUCUCUAAAAAUGCCUAUUUUACUUUAAAAUAGUUCUUGAUUGAUGAAACAAUUAACUUGUUAAAGUUUGCUAUAAACAAGAGCAGUCUUGUGAUGUUUGUGUACAUAAAUUACAAGGUCUUCACUCCUUUAAUGUAUUGUAAUUAGCGCAUCAUGUAAUGACAGUUGUACAUUUUGAAAAAAGCUCUGAGUAUUUUAUAGAAAGUUUAAAUGACGUAUUCUUGUCAGAAAAAAGUCACUUUUCAUGAGUAUUUUGAUGUAAAUGCUGGUAUUAUACUUUAAAUACUUUUAGUAUUCUUGUUUGAGUAUAUUACAUUGUAAAAGAUCACACCAUGCAUAUCUAAUCUAGAAUUAUAAUUCAUCAAAUUUUAAACUAUUUUGAAGUUAUCUAAAAUGUCUAUACACAGCUCGCUUUUUUGGUGAUGGCCUAUACAUUCAUGAAUCUCUUCAGUAAAAAAAUAUUUCCAUGUUGCGUCAUUUUUUUUAAAAACAAUAAUGGAUAAACCUUGUAAAUACACUAGAUUGAAGGAGCAAACAAACUCUUGAUCUAUCUUAACUUCUAUCAAAAGUUGAAAAGUUAUGAUUCUUAGCUCCAGUAUGAAUUUAUAUUGUUCAUAGUUUUACUGACUUUACAUUCUACUGCUGUGUAAUAUUCUGCUAAAUCAUGAACUUUUAGUUCAUUUUUAUUUACAACAAUAAGGCUAUAUACAUUUUGCUAUGCAAAGACUUUUUUGUAUAAACUGUUGAAAACUGAAAUUGCACUGCUGAUUAAUAUUAAAAUCUGUAAAAAGAA
Physella acuta is the source of this 2902-nucleotide messenger RNA. RefSeq names its product myeloid differentiation primary response protein MyD88. NCBI's taxonomy places the organism in Eukaryota, Metazoa, Mollusca, Gastropoda, Physidae. The record is from RefSeq and is a predicted model, not a curated record. Gene Ontology annotation, biological process: MyD88-dependent toll-like receptor signaling pathway; positive regulation of canonical NF-kappaB signal transduction. Gene Ontology annotation, molecular function: TIR domain binding.